Molecule: messenger RNA, 1072 nt
Organism: Spea bombifrons (plains spadefoot toad)
Lineage: Eukaryota; Metazoa; Chordata; Amphibia; Anura; Pelobatidae
Gene: RBBP9
Product: RB binding protein 9, serine hydrolase
Exons: 6
Coding region: 259-837 (192 amino acids)
Molecular function (GO): hydrolase activity
Source: RefSeq, a predicted model, not a curated record
GCACGUCAUCAUAGGGAGGAACCAGCCAGCCCUUUUCGUAUUGACGUCAUCAUCAAGCUGCAAGUAGGCGCCUGUGGCGAAAAAUAAAGAUCAAAAUACCGUAAAGACUUUGUGUGAAUGCGUUGGCGUGCACGCGAGCAAAUACACACAAAUACACAUUUUAAGGCGGGCGAUAAUUGAAGCUCGUCUGACGCGUUCACACUUUCGGUUAAUCUACCUUUCAGCAGGACACAAAAUAAGAAGAAUACCAUAAGAAAAAUGUCUGAAAAGCCAGAGCUACUGUCUCCUUUGAAGGCUGUAAUAAUACCAGGUAAUGGAGGAGGGACCGUGGAGUCGAGUCUGUGGUACGGCUGGACAAAAAAGAGACUGGACAAGAUCGCUGAUUUCCAGUGUCUGCUCCGAAACAUGCCGGAUCCAUAUACGGCAAGAGAAACAAUAUGGCUGCCAUUCAUGAAGUCAGAGCUGCAGUGCGAUGCUCGUACCGUGAUCAUAGGACAUAGCUCUGGAGCUGCUGCCGCCAUGAGGUUUGCUGAAAAGCAAAAAGUUUAUGGAAUCAUUUUAGUCUCUGCAUACACCUCCGAUUUAGGGGAUGAAAAUGAGAAAGCAAGCGGAUAUUUCAACCGGCCGUGGCAAUGGGAGAAGAUAAAAUUAAACUGCCAGCACAUCGUACAGUUUGCAUCCACGGACGAUCCGUUUUUGCCAUGGAGCGAGCAGCAGGCAGUGGCCGAUAAUUUGGCGGCUGAGCUACACAAAUACACGGACCGCGGACACUUCCAGAAUACCGAGUUUAACGAGCUUGUGAGUGCGGUGAAGAACCUGAUUACUGCGUCGCAGUAAAUGCUUCAUGGACUGUAAGAGGUGGGGGGAGAAUUAGUCACAUCAGUGGCUACAAACGAAAGCUACUAAAAAACAAUCUGUGCGGGAUGCUGGAUUUAUCAUUAAAUGGAAAAAAACCAAUUUCAUAAAAAGGUGCAUCUCAACUAGUUUAUAUAGAAUUGCAACAUUGAGAUUUAUGGUAAUUAAACGUUAAAUAUCUGUUGUAACUCCAAAAAUAUACCACCAAAAAAAGUUA